Molecule: messenger RNA, 968 nt
Organism: Rhineura floridana
Lineage: Eukaryota; Metazoa; Chordata; Lepidosauria; Squamata; Rhineuridae
Gene: ACP1
Product: acid phosphatase 1
Exons: 6
Coding region: 231-710 (159 amino acids)
Biological process (GO): protein dephosphorylation
Cellular component (GO): cytoplasm
Molecular function (GO): non-membrane spanning protein tyrosine phosphatase activity; acid phosphatase activity
Source: RefSeq, a predicted model, not a curated record
GCAAUUUUUUUUUUGCAUUCGUGCAACUUUAUUUCUUACCCUUCAUAUUAAAAACUAAAUAAAACACCCUUUCUAGACAGGCAUUAUACAUAGACGGACUUUUGCUGCCGUAAAGCGACGAAAGCAAUUUCGCGACAGUUUGAGAGCGAGGGGUGCUGAACUUCCUUUCGCUUCGUCGGUUGAUCCUUCUUGCUCGUGUUUUAUUGUUUUUUGUUUUUUGUUUUGAAGCGAUGAUGGCGGCCGGUGAAGUCAGAUCCGUUUUAUUUGUGUGUCUGGGAAAUAUUUGCCGCUCUCCCAUAGCUGAAGCUGUUUUUAGAAAACUUGUAGCUGAGGAAAACAUUGAAAACCAGUGGAUAAUAGACAGCGGUGCUGUUUCUGACUGGAAUGUGGGACGCUCCCCAGAUGCAAGGGCUUUAAGCUGUCUAAGAAAUCAUGGCAUUCAGAUGGCCCAUAAAGCACGACAGGUUACAAAAGAUGAUUUCCUGACAUUUGAUUAUAUGCUUUGUAUGGAUGAAAGCAACCUACAAGAUCUGAAAAGAAAAAGCAAUCAAGUUAAAAACUGCAAAGCUCAGAUUGAGCUGCUUGGGAGCUAUGAUCCACAGAAACAGCUUAUUAUUGAAGAUCCAUACUAUGGGAACGAUGAAGAUUUUGAAACUGUUUAUCAACAGUGCCAUAGAUGCUGUAAAGCAUUUUUGGAGAAACCUCAUUAACAGAAGCAAGUGUUGAUAAAAGCAAAUAAUAUUUAGCUGUUCUGUAAAAAUAUUAAUCCAGAAUCUGAAUUGAUAUUAAAUUGUGGUGCCUCUAAAAUAGAUCCAUUUGAACAUCCUUAAUUUCAUGAUUUGCACUGAAACUGUAUAUACCCCACUUAAGAAAUAGUACGUUUUACAUUAGUAUUGAUCUUGAUCAGGCUUCCAUGUAAGGGGGGGAAAGUCCAAUGCUAACAGAAUAAAUGUGUGUGAUUCCUAGUA